Messenger RNA from Iphiclides podalirius (scarce swallowtail), 429 nucleotides. The record is from the annotation of a GenBank genome assembly. NCBI's taxonomy places the organism in Eukaryota, Metazoa, Arthropoda, Insecta, Lepidoptera, Papilionidae.
AUGGCAACACGCCCAGCCGUCGGCCGCCACGAAGAAAAUCUCCUUCGCGAACAAGUGCGGCCGCGUCGCGAUUGUAUCGACUUUUUAAACGCCCUCAGACUAGAUCGCACUCCCACCUGUGCCCCAUUGUGGUGUGCGGAGCGCUCCCACAAUGGCCCACUGUUUGGGCCGCGGCGCACUGCACUCACCGGCGCCGCGGGCUGGGCGGGGCUUAGAACGAGAUGGGCACACGCCGCGGCGGCAACAUCAAUCGCGGGCGAGACAGAGAGGGCGCUAGGCGGGCGCACAAUGCCGCGCGGCGGAAGAGGACGGCAUCAGGCCGCUUUGUAUGGAUUCCCGGCGUUUGUUGCUGGCAGACAAUUGAUUGCGAUGGCCUCUCUGCUGUGGCGCUGGUGGCCGCGCGUGCCGUCGAAGAGCUGGCCCUGGGUC